Cylas formicarius (sweet potato weevil) is the source of this 1353-nucleotide messenger RNA. It is a transcript of the gene Trmt61, whose product is annotated as tRNA (adenine(58)-N(1))-methyltransferase catalytic subunit TRMT61A. The transcript has a single exon. Lineage: Eukaryota; Metazoa; Arthropoda; Insecta; Coleoptera; Brentidae. Bases 398 to 1321 code for a protein of 307 amino acids. The record is from RefSeq and is a predicted model, not a curated record. Gene Ontology annotation, cellular component: tRNA (m1A) methyltransferase complex; nucleus. Gene Ontology annotation, biological process: tRNA methylation.
GAUAAUACAGGAACAUUUGAAGCAACUAUGAAAAAAAUUUUGGGAAGGUCCCAUCGACAUGCGCAUGCCUGAGAAUUAAACUAUCGCUUUACAGAAGGAUUUAAAACGUCGUUUUUAACUAAUGACCUUGCGGCAGUAAACACCAGUCAGUACGUCAGUAUUUUCUCAAAAAAUAUGUAAAUCCAGAUCCGAUUAAAGCUUCAGGCAAAAAAGAGUUCAGUGUGUGAAUAUGGAGAUUAGGAGGUGGAAUUCUUUCUAACCAAAAUGAACCACUUUACCCAAGAUUGUAAAAAACGAUAUUUGACCAAUUUAACAGCUUUGCGAGUAACCUAAUUGUGCAGAGAUUUUUUCGCGAAGUGAUAAUAUUUGGCCCUUUUUUAUUAUUAUUAGUAUUAUUAUGAGUUUUAAUGGCUAUAAAGAUAAAAUAGAAGAAGGUGAUCGAGUAAUAUUGUAUCUAACGAUUUCCAAUGUGUAUAGUAUCCAGGCUGUAGCCAAAACUCUUAAUAAAAAAGGCGUUGAAGUGGAUAACGUUUUUCAAACUCCCUAUGGAGCAAUCAAAUGUAUAGAUCUAAUUGGAAAGUGUUAUGGUUCUAAAAUUUCACUUAGUAAGGGCUGGGGUUAUGUACUGCAGCCCACUCCCGAGUUGUGGACCCUUACUCUUCCACAUCGUACUCAAAUCAUUUAUACACCAGACAUUAGCAUGAUAAUUUUACAACUUGAAAUUUUUCCAGGCAGUGUUGUAAUUGAAAGUGGAACUGGUAGCGGAUCUCUUUCACAUGCUCUAAUUAGAGCAAUUAAACCCACAGGACACUUAUACACUUUUGAUUUUCAUGAAGUGAGAACUCAAACUGUUUUGCAGGAAUUUAAAGAUCAUGGACUGAGUGAUUAUGUUUCUGUCAUCAAACAAGAUGUGUGUAUGGUUGGUUUUGGCGAAGAGUUAAAUGGAAAAGCAGACGCCAUAUUUUUGGACUUGCCUCUGCCUUGGAAGGCAAUAUCACAUUCUGUGAAAGUAUUAAAAAAACCAGGAGGUAGGAUUUGUUCAUUUUCACCAUGCAUUGAACAAGUUCAGAAAACUUGUACCGAACUCUCAGAAUGGGGCUUUCAAGAAAUUGAGACCAUGGAAGUUCUUCAAACACAAUACAGUGUUCAAACAAAGAAUUUGCCUGUUAUGAAUCUUGAUUUUUUGAAAACUAAAAGAAACAAUGACAACCCUGAUGAAAAGAGGGAGAGGGAAAAUAAAAGCAUGCUAACUUGUAUAGCGCCUUCUCAAAUGCCUGGUCAUACAGGAUAUUUAACAUUUGCCACAUUGUACCCCACUUAAAUAUAUAAAUAAUGUACAUGUUCUUUUGUAUU